GGGACGGGGGAGAAGAAGAAGAAGACGACGACGACGAUGAAGCAGGACGACGAUGACGACGACGGUGACGAGGUCGAGGCCGAGGACGACAACAACAUCAACGACGACUACCAAGACGUUAGAGAUAAAGACGGACAGCGGUCGCCGUGAUUGAUGAUCACGACAGCGAUUAUAAUUCUGCUGAUGCUGCUGAAGACGUCAACAACAGCAACAAAGACUGCGACGACGGAGUUGAUGAUGACGCCGGUCCUCUUUGCCUUGCUAUUCCUCCUCCUUUGUCCGACGGUACCGUAUGGCGACUGCGUACGGACAGAAUGACAAGCCUAGAAGAGAGUCCACGAUCGAAACCGAGCGGCUGGAAUCAUUCGACGCGCUCCCUUCCUUUUCGCUCGCUUGUCCCACCUUUUGCUCUCCACUUGGCCGUUUGUCUUUCGUCAUCGGCACCAAGCGCGAGCGACCAGCACCGGCGUCGUCAUCAACCAACACCAGCUCCCGCCAACGCCGCCGUUGUGUCGUCAAACAUCAGCGUCGCCCUUCAGCUUCUCCUCCAGCCUCAGCUUCCCUCGAGCUCCUUCGUGCGUUCUGCUCGUAUCGUUAUCUUUCCGCUCUUCGCGCUCGGGCCAGCCUGCCUUGCUCACCAUGACGCACUCUCGUUGUGCCAUCGAAGAUUACGUCGGCGCCUAGCGACAACCGCUUCCCACCCCCAAUCAAGGAUGUCAGCCACCGGCUUCCCACUCUUCCCGCUCCUUUGGCACCCCGUCCAGUCCACCCGCCAAUCUCAAUCAUCGACAUUGCUCCUCGUCUCGCUACACGUCCGCUUCGUAAAAUUGCGCUUUGCCACUGUUGCAGCAUUAUUUUUGGGUCCGCGGCAGGCUCUCUGCCCAUCUGGCCGGCCAUGGUUCUUUUCUUCGCUAUCUCUUUUUUUCAACCAAAAAUUUAGAUAAAAAAAAGAUUAAAAAGCUUUAAUUGCUUCCCACUGACGCUUGCCUCCACACGUUUCACAUCUUUGGUCCCUUUUUUCUUUGUCCACGCGCGUGAGGAACCAGACACACAUACGUCCGAACUGCUUCUCUUCAUGACACCGUCAAAGGACGAGCGGGAAGCGUAAGAAAAACCGGACGUUAGCUGGAUCAACCUUGGCGGUUCUGGUAAGGUUCGACACGCACUACAGGAUUGACGAUGCAUGGCAGGGCUUGACUUAUGCACAACGGUAGAGAUGGCUAAUACUUGUAGCUUGCCGUGUAGCGUGCCAGCUGUAACUUAGAGUCUUUUUCUUCGAAUCACC
Verruconis gallopava is the source of this 1285-nucleotide messenger RNA. RefSeq lists its product as uncharacterized. The transcript has a single exon. The record is from RefSeq and is a predicted model, not a curated record. Bases 315 to 944 code for a protein of 209 amino acids. Lineage: Eukaryota; Fungi; Ascomycota; Dothideomycetes; Venturiales; Sympoventuriaceae.